ACGAACCUCGCCGUUUUCAUCGACGGAUGAAGCAUUUCAAUUUCAUCACGACACAACAUAAAUGCUGGCGAAACCUACCGUUAUUACUCCGUGCACAUCACUCCCAACAUCAGGACAUCCAUCUCAUCCAAAAUACGCUCACAUUCAUCAUCACAGUUUAUCAAGAGGCAUCGUCUGCAUUUGUUUAAACAUUCGUAUAUUCUUCGUCCUGUUGGCCUUUCAAGCCGCGGUAUCUAAACCACACACACAUGCGCCAUAAAAAUCCCGGACACACUGAAGUUUCCCAUGAAAUUGCAACACCAGGGCGUUCCAAAAAAAAA
Trichoderma harzianum CBS 226.95 is the source of this 320-nucleotide messenger RNA. RefSeq lists its product as hypothetical. NCBI's taxonomy places the organism in Eukaryota, Fungi, Ascomycota, Sordariomycetes, Hypocreales, Hypocreaceae. Bases 62 to 259 code for a protein of 65 amino acids. The record is from RefSeq and is a predicted model, not a curated record. The transcript has a single exon.